Polistes canadensis is the source of this 1918-nucleotide messenger RNA. RefSeq lists its product as uncharacterized. Lineage: Eukaryota; Metazoa; Arthropoda; Insecta; Hymenoptera; Vespidae. The transcript has 5 exons. The coding region runs from base 114 to 968 and encodes 284 amino acids. The record is from RefSeq and is a predicted model, not a curated record.
CGCGAACUGGCAAUAUAGUUCUGUUACAUAUAUGCAUAUUUCAUUAACAUUCUAAACCAGAUAUUAAAAAACUCACAUUUCAACUUCUCCAAUGUUCAUUUAGUGAAUAUCCUAUGAAAAUCUUGUGUGCAGGAUUACAUAAAAAUAUUCAGAAAAUGCAUGUGACGGCUCUAUGGACUGCUUUUAUUUUGGCUCAGUCGAGCAGAUUGCUCGUCGAAGGUAUUAGGCCACGUUACGUCGAUUCUAUGUCAACGCAGAUGACCGAAGUGGGUGAUAAUCCUAUGGAUGAUAUCAGAGAACCAACGUGUAAAGAAUUACGUACGAUAUGGAGGUAUACCAAACGUCAAAGUAGGGCCAUCCAAGUUAUGAACAAAUUACCGUUCUUACAAGAUUUCUUCGCGUAUGACGCGUGGAAUAAUUAUCCGGCACCACCUCAACCCUCUGUAGAUUAUCGAGAUUAUACUGACCGACCACGUACUCGUGCUGCUGGUAGUUCACCACCUGUUUAUGGAAUAGUUCAUACGGUACCCCCAAGGGGUAGAUUACGUAGCGGUCAAAUACCCCAUCGAAGUAAGGCAUUUGAAGACGUUGCAUAUAUGUAUGGGAGAAUAAAUUUACAUCCACCCCGACGCCAAGGGCCAACUUCCCGUAAUAGCGGUGGUGGAUCCCCGCUCAUAUCUCAUGUUCCCCAAGCUGGUAGUUUUCAACAUUUACGAGAUAUAAUUCGUGGGGAUAGGGCUCGUGAACUGAGGAAGCAAUACGCAUCUGACAGAAUCGCAUCUGCGAAAGCGACGACAAUCAAGGAUUAUCCUAACAUCGAUCAAGAUGAUUAUCAAAAUGUACAACGACCGCGAAAACAUUAUGCUAAUUCGUUAGAUGGAUAUCAAUCAUUUAGAAAUCCGAAAAGUGAUAUCAGCCGGGCUUGGUCGCGUGGCGAGCAUUAUUCACCAGAAUAUAUGCUACGUUAAUGAUGAUAUUUUGAAGAUUUAACAGGAAUCGUCUGAAGACAGAACUGCCGUACGUUUCAAUAUCUUCGCUCGUACUAAUCUUGGCAGUAUUAUAGCCCAAUUGUUUGAUUGUUUUGUCAAAAUUGGAUGGCAAGAUGUCCAAGAUCUUAAAGAAAAAAUAUUUUCAAAUAAUCACCAACAAAACAAAAUAUUAUAUAUACAUGUAUGUAUUUGUUUGUGUUGUCGCGUGUGUGUGUGUACAUAAAUAUAUAUAACACUCUCUAAAAGUAUUUCAGUUCCUAAUAUGUAUCUAUGCAUAUACACACACACACAGACACAUAUGCAGAUGCAUACAUAUUUGCACGAAUGUGUGCAUGCACACACAACAAAUACACCUACACAAAUACGUUUGACGAAUUUAUUAAGAUUAGAAAGAUGAAACUUGAAAUUUAAUUUAUCAUCUUUUAACUCUUACAUAAAUUUAUCCUGAAUUUAACUUAUACUUAUAAAAAUAAUAAUAAUAAUAAUAAUGAAUUAUAUGUAUGCAUUUUAAUUCAUUCAGGAUGAAUUUAUCUAUAUGUUACAUAUUCACUUUGACAAUAUAUAUAAUUAAUUGAUCGUAGAACAUUUGAAUGGACAAAGAAGUUAUAUUGGAGAACAUAUACAUAUACAUAUACAUAUACAUAUACAUACAUAUAUGAACACGCCACGUAAAUGGCAAAAACUAAUUAAAGUGUGAUAUCCUUAUAUGGGACAUCCAUUACACAGAUCAAUAACAGUAUGCAGAAUAUAUCAAACUCUUAUUAUCCAAUAGAGAAAUAUAAUAACUAUGUUUUCUUGCAUUGUCUAUGAUAAAGAAGGUACCGUAAUCUAUUCUUACGUUUCUCAUCUUCGUAAUUAUUGAGAAAAGAAAGAAAAAAACCUUUAACAAAAAAAGAAAAAAGAAAUAAAGUAAUUAAUCAAUUAUUCGA